Molecule: messenger RNA, 1109 nt
Organism: Oppiella nova
Lineage: Eukaryota; Metazoa; Arthropoda; Arachnida; Sarcoptiformes; Oppiidae
Source: the annotation of a GenBank genome assembly
CGUUUUUCACUAUUGAUUUUUCCUCUUAUUUUGUGUCUGUUUUUUGUUUGAGUCAGUCAUCGCUUUUCUCAUCACAUUUUUCUUUUCAUAAAUACUCUCAAAAUACGCGUAUUUUUCUCUCGAAAAGCUAUUAAGAGUAAACAUUUUCUUCCUAUUAUUCGCAUCCAUUCAUUCAGUUAUGAAAUAUUUGUUGGCUUUUGUCUCCUUUUUAUAUUACUGUCAAAAUGUAAUUAAAUGUCAACAGAACGCGACUAAUGUUAAGAUUGAUGUCUAUUAUGAGACUCUAUGUCCGGAUAGCAUUCAAUUCAUUCGCCAAAAACUUUACCCAACUUUUGGCAAAAUUGGAGAAAUAAUGGACAUUAAUCUCAUACCAUAUGGAAAGGCAGAGCACACACAAUACCGCGAAGAUGUGGAGAUCUAUUGCCAUCACGGGUCCAAAGAGUGUGAGGGGAAUACCAUCCAGUCCUGUGCUAUUAAAUACUUAGAUAACAAUAUGACAAUUGUAUUGCCAUUUGUUAAUUGUAUGGAAAAUCGUUUCUAUGGAAGGUAUAGACCCCACAUCAGCACAAUAGCCAAUGAGUGUGCGAUAACUCACGGAAUUAAUUACACACAAAUCCAAAGCUGUUCCGCAAGUCUUGAGGGCAAACGACUGCACAUCAAGAAUGGAGAGCGCACUCAACGCCUGUCACCCAAACUCACAUUUGUGCCCUGGGUUGUCAUCAACGAUGCAUUCACUGAAACCGACCAAAACGUAGCACUUUAUGGCGACUUUAAAACUUUAGUUUGUGAUAAAUACCAGGGAAAGACUCCGCCAAAUAGCUGCAACUCAUAACAAAGUCGAACACUGAAAACGACCUGAUUUUCAACUAUCUAUACACUAAUACUCCCUUUCAACUCAUUUAUUAUAUAAUACUUUUAAUGUUUAUAAAAUUUUUGAUUUACAAAUUGAGGCCUUUUUUGAUUUUGAGCCAAUUUGAUGAAUUUGCAGUCAAAUGCCGGCAGUAUUUGUUUGUUUCGCCCAAUUAUUUGCAAAUAAUACUUAUUUCCACUUUUUGAGUGAUGUUUAUAUCAAGCAAUUGACUGUAGACUUAGAAUUAAUAUAAAACCAA